AUGUCAAAAGAUAUAGGGAACCUGACUGAGCUGCCACAGCAGCUUUCAAACUUUUCGAAUUCUUCAAAAUCGGGCUCGGCACUGGUAUCAAGUAUAAUUCUGCCUGGCGGUGAAGGCGAUGACCAAUCCCGGUCGCUGAGCUAUACAUCUUCUAAUGAACCCAAGACAUCUGUGAAACCCAAGGAAACUAGCAAAUUGAACACAAAUGCAACUAAGAACAAGGUCAACAAGAAUACCGCAAAAAACACUAAUAGCAACGCUGCGAAAAAAGUUACGAAAAAGUACUUUUGCUCGACUUGUGGUCAAGGGUUCACCAGAAAGCACAAUAUGGUGUCUCAUGAGUUGAUCCAUUCGUCGAUGAAACCUCAUAUUUGCACCGUGUGCAAUAGUAAGUUUAGAAGGAUCCAUGAUUUGAAACGCCAUGAAAAACUUCACACGGGAGAAAAACCUUACAUUUGUGAUCGGUGCUCUCGAAGUUUCGCUCGUCCAGAUGCUUUAACAAGACACAAGAAUUCCCAAGAUGCAUGUUCAGCAUUGAAAUCAGAAACCGAUUUAACACUACCUAACACUUUGGGCGACCCUGUUAUCAGCGAUGAGUCUGUUAGCGAUAGCAACACUCCUAUGAGCACACUGGAUGGGUCUGGUGGCAAUAAUGUUCGUUCUCGUGGUCAUAAUCGUUCCUAUAGACAACCUUACACUACAACAACUACCACUACCACCACGACCACCAGAAGGUACGAAGAUUCUCGUCUGGGAAACCAAAACGAGAGUCAGAGCCUUCCUCCAUUGGAUAGAGCUCGCGAUAGUUCCCAAUCGCAAACCAAGCUUCCUCCAUAUAGUCUGAUCUUGGGCAACACAUCGGACCAAACCACAGCAUCACCUUCAUGGCAAUUGCCUCUGCAGCAACUUCCGCAUCCACGUCAACACUCACAGAAUCGAUAUCAUUCGUCCCCAAAUCAUUCUCCACACCACAAACAUCAAAAUUUACCUUUUAACGAUAGCCCAAUGCAGGGUGACAUGAACUAUUCUCGCUCGAUUCAUCAUCAGCCAUUGGUUUUGAACAACUUUGAUAGACAGAGAGAGUCCAUGGAACCGCAGAACUUGAGCAUGAAUCAGAUACUGAAUCAGAGCCCAACUUUUAAUCUGAACCAGAACAUGAACCUGAACCUGAACCAGAACCUGAAUCUGACCCCGAACCUGAACUUGAACCUGAACCUGAACCUAAACCUGACUUUGAACCUGAAUCUGAACCCCAACCUGAACCUGAGCCUGACCACAUGGCCAUCGUCAAUUCUGGGUCCUCUGACUCACUCAACUAUAAUGAACCCCGCGCAAGAUCUGGGCCAAAUAAACCCACCGGGUUACCCUUACCUACAUGAACAAACCAAGAACCAAACUCAACAGGAGGAACCCAAAAAUUAUGUUACACUCGCAAAAUAUCAGGAUCUUGUAAACUAUGCACAGUCGUUACAAGAUAGUGUGUCCAAGAUGAAUGUGAGAUUGAAACUAUUAGAGGGUCAACGAGACCAUACCGACAAGCACCAAGCUGACCAUCACAGUGACUAA
Messenger RNA from Meyerozyma guilliermondii ATCC 6260, 1566 nucleotides. It is a transcript of the gene OFI1, whose product is annotated as Ofi1p. The transcript has a single exon. NCBI's taxonomy places the organism in Eukaryota, Fungi, Ascomycota, Pichiomycetes, Serinales, Debaryomycetaceae. The coding region runs from base 1 to 1566 and encodes 521 amino acids. The record is from RefSeq and is a predicted model, not a curated record.